Xenia sp. Carnegie-2017 is the source of this 14554-nucleotide messenger RNA. RefSeq lists its product as uncharacterized. The record is from RefSeq and is a predicted model, not a curated record. Gene Ontology annotation, molecular function: ubiquitin-protein transferase activity; ATP hydrolysis activity; ATP binding. Lineage: Eukaryota; Metazoa; Cnidaria; Anthozoa; Malacalcyonacea; Xeniidae. The transcript has 9 exons. The coding region runs from base 542 to 14176 and encodes 4544 amino acids.
GUUGAAGUAAAAAUUCGCCCACUUCCCUGAAAAUCAUCUCUAAAUUUGUAAUAAUAUUGCAUCCUUUUGUGGUCAGACAAGAUUGCUUGUUUCUUCUAUAAGCUAUGUUUAAAUUUUUCAUGCUUUGUAAAAGUAACUCAGUAGCGAAUACUUGGUUUUAUUGUCUUAAUAUAUAUAUUGUGAGAUCUUAGAUAUAUUGUGAGGACAAAGUAUGUUCUUGGUUAUAAAGGUUCCACAUUCUUGCAUAUAAAAUUCAUUUUUUAAUGAAUUUUUCAUGUCAUGUCUGGUAUCUUUGUCCUUGCUUUAUGAUGGUUGAUUAUUGUUGCCAUAACGUUCACAAUCGUGAUAUCGUGAUACGGCACGGCAUUAUUUUAAGUUGACGAUUGUUGAUUUAAUCCCACGGCAAAAAUUAUAAAAUAUAAUGAAAGACGAAAAGAAAGAUAACCCUGUAUAUAUAUGUUAUGGAAAUAAAUGCGUGUUUUGAGCAACGAUAUAUCAAUACAGCGCACGUUGCGUUUCAAUGCCUUAGAGUGUCGACAAAAUGCCAUCAAAAGGGAGGAAAAAGAACAAGAGAAAUAGGAAACGUAAACAGAGAGAUAUUGGACAAACCGAACAAGGAAGGAAUUUCGAAAGAAAUUUUUUAACCAACAAAGAAAAAGAUGAAAGCGAUACUCAUUUAUCAAGUAACAAUCCUAUAGUGAUAAAUGUUCAGUGUUCGAGCGUAUCUCAAAAUGAAAAGGACACAACAUCCUUUGAGCCAAUGCAGGCGGAAGUGCAAAUUUUUGAUGAAUCAACUACGUCAGGAAGCAGAAAACGUAAAUUUCCUGAUAAAAAUAAACAAGAUAAGGACACAAUUCAUGCAAAGAAACAUAUGGUCACUGAAGCUGAAAUACAUGCACAUGGUGCACACGAUACUCAUCGUGAAUUUGACUCAGGUCACUCUUCAAAGAAUUUACCAUACGUUAAUGCAAGUCAAUCAAGUAGCAAAAAACGUAAAGUGGCUGCUGGAAAUAAAAUGGAAGAGGGCGAAAGUCUUGCAAAGAAUCCCAAGAAAGACGACAAUGGUGCAGAUUACGAUGCCAAUAUUUGGAGAGAGUUGUCACAUUCCCUUACUCAGCUAUUGUUAGCAGCCGAUAUUUCAAACAAAGGUGUUGAUCAAAUAUACGACAAUUUAAAGCUUGAUUUCUCAAAUGACAAUGUGAUCCAGGAAUGUAUUCGGUGGAUAGUACAGGCCACAACAUCAACUACUGACAAAUGGCAGCUUCUAUUUCUCUGUGCAUUAUUGGGUUAUGUCGCCCAGAUUAAAAAAGUUGACGUCUUGAGCGUGCCACAUGACGACACCACAAAGAUUGGUUUUGAUAAACUGCUUUAUAAUCUUGAAUACUUCUUCAAAAAUCGAAUCAAAUUCCACCAUAAAUUUUUUGAGCUGCUUGCAAACAGUGCCAGCACAAUUGUCGAAGGAUGUAGCAAACCAGGAUGGCUUACUUUAGCUGCAUACUUUGGAUGGUUUUUUGAUAUGGAAUACGUACUAAAGUGUAGACAGAUGGACAAUUACAGUUAUAGCAAAGAAGAAUUUAAAGAGCUACUUCCUUUACUGGUUUAUGAUGUAGAAAGUGUAGAGCCAUUGUACGUGAAUGUUUAUGAACGUUAUCUGAAACGUAUUCUACAGUUUGCCCCUGACGAUGAAGUGUUGUUUCAAAUGUUUCAAGAUAAAGUUCACAGAUUUUUUUUGUCACAGCAUCAUAAAGAGCGUUUCUUUAUUCAAGUAUACUCUGAAAGGUUAAAGAACGUUGAAGGUAGCUUGGCAAAAAAAAUUGCAGCCGUCAAAAGAUUUCCGGAAAAAAUGCGUCAACAAUUACAUGGCGUCUAUUACGCUUGUGUUUUGAAUUAUAUUUAUGUCCGUGAUCCAUUACAAGAAGAUGUGCAUGCUCUUUGCAAUUUGAUUAUUGAUCUAAGCCAUGAACACAUGGAGGAUGUAUUAGGUCGGAUAAUUCAAAUACAACCAUCAUAUCUUGAUGACUUAUUUCAUCGUGUGUUAAACGACAAAAAAAUUCUCAACAAAUGGAAGAAAAUUGUUUUCGAGAAACGAGCCUCUCUUUGUGCGGAUUGGAUCCGUUAUAAGAUUGAGUCAAACGGAGAAAAAUUUACAAAAGUAAAAGCAACAUUGUCAAACGUUGAAAAAAUAAUCUCUUGUAGUAAUGUUGCAUCUGCUGAUGAUGUCAAAGAACGUUUGUUCCAAAUUUUUGUCAAAGAUCUUCGACAAGAAGACCCAAAAGUGUUAUUGGAAGAAUCUAAAGAACUUUACAUCACUAAACCUUGCAUAAGAAAAUUCAUCGCGGAUGUUAUUCAGGACACAAUGAAGAAAAAUGAGCAGUUCUUAAGACGUAAUGGUUAUGUCUUACAAUAUUUGUCAAGUCAAGCACCAUCUAUGAAGAAACACACUGGAUACGAGAAGUGCCUAUUGAAGUGUGCGUUGAAUGUCCUUAACCCUCCAAAAGAAGAAAGUAAAGAUAUGAUUGAGCAAGCACUUCAAUUUUGUGACAUUUGGGUUGAAUUAGUUGUAAUAGACGAUUUUCGUACAAAGAGCUCUUUUCAAGCUUGGAGAAAGAUUUGGAAGAUUAUAGAAGAUUGCAUCAUGAAAGAAGACAUCACAGUGUCGCUUUUUGAGAAAAUUAAAACUUAUCAAGAUCGAUUAUCUUGCAUUUUUUGUGGUCUUAAUUCAGGCGAUGUGCAAAGUAAGUACUUGCUGAAAAUAUCAAAACUUAGCGAGGUUGUUGAUGAUUUUCGCACGAAGUAUGAUCUUUUACUGAAAGCAGAGAAUUUUGCCGUGGAAGUUUUGCCUGGUUGGUCAUUGAGAGACGGUAUUAGUGAAGUGAAUGAUCUGAAAUCGACCAAAUGUAAUAAAAUCAGCAACAUGUUUUUGGAACCAUUUGGGCCAUUAUUGCAACAAUUAGAGUCUUUGAAAGUGCUGCUGCAUUCAGUUUCGUUUUCUAAAUUUGCUAAAACGUAUCUCCAAAAAAAUCCUCUCCCUUAUCACGCAUAUCUAAAUAUAAUUGAUCGGGAGUGUCAACUUUCUCUCUUUGAAGUUCUUUCAACACAAGGUAUUCGUCUUUUUGAAAUCAAGUGGCAGCAAAUACUCUGUAAUUCAGAAAGUGUAUCAGUCGGAUAUCUUAAAGGACUUCUUGAAAGUCUGAAUCCAUUAAAAUUAGGCGACGAAUUAUCCCUUUUGGAACGCCAAUUUCAAUCCAAGAUUCCACCACAUGUUCGAACUCUCACGACGGACUGCGUUUCGUUUCCUCGCGUUUUAGAACAAACCAAACAUAUCAAAGAUUUCCUGUGUGUACUUGAAAUUGAUGAAUCCAGUACAGGGGAAGAUGUUGAAAGUCUGUUGGAAUUUCUUGAUACUUUCGAUUGCGAUGAAUCUUGCAUAAUGAUAGAGAAAUUGCAUGAGCCUAUGGGAAAAGUUGAACAAAUCAUUUCUCAAUAUAAUAUUGACAGAACUGACGAGAUGAUUAUUGCUUUGGGAAAAUCUCGAGAACUUAUUCGUUUUAUCCGCGAGAUAGUCAAUGACGACAUUCGUGUUCUCAUUGAUGCAGUUGAAGAACAUUCUGAAGAAGCUGUUUCGGCUUCCUUGGUAUCCGAUCUUAUUCAAGUACAUGGUUUCUUGGUACCCGUUAUUGAAAAAUGCUCUUUCCAUCCCAAUCUUGUCUUGAUGACUCUUGUUGAACAAUGUAAGAAACAAGGUAAUAUAGCCAGAAAGAUUCGCCAAUGCAGCGAACAUGUUCACAGUCUGCGAGGAUUGUAUCAAAAAGUUGCCAAUCGUGAGGAAUUGACGAGAGGAAUAAUCAAACACUGUCUGGCCAACGGAGUUUUUAAAAUCAAAUUAGAUAGUUCUGGCUCUUGUCAUAUUACCAUGAGUUAUAGACUAGAAAUAGAUGAAACCAUCACGAAGUCAAUGGAUGAUCUUCAGGAUCUACGCAGUCGUGCUCAUUUGAUUUUAAGCUCAGAACAAAUUCCUGGAAACCUGACAGAGAGCAAAACAAAAGACGAAGUUAAUUUCCAUGCUUUCAUUAAGCAAGUUAAUCUGCUGUCAGAUAUUGAAGAAGCAAUCAUCAAUCUUCAGUCAUCUGGUUACGUUAAAUAUCAAAAAGAUCUCGAGUGGGAAUCGUUGUCAGGAACAAAGGACUUGGAAGAAACAAAGAGUCAGCUCUCUAACGAUUUCAAGGAUUGGCAAAAAAGCCUUUGCGAAGCUCGAAAAAAUCAUUAUUUUCUGAAUUAUUUUUGGUCAGAUCAACUAAGUUUGCUUUACAAUUUCAUUUCAAGCGAAAAUAUAAGCGAAAAUGAUGUCCAGAACGUCGUUACUUUGAUAAAAUUUGUUGAUCCAAAUAUCGAUGCAGAACGAUUAAUGGCUUUUCAGAAUUGCUGUCAUCGUAAUGAAAAUACAUCUCCAUUCGACGUAAUUACUGCAAUCGGCAAGGUAUUGGAUGAGAUUUUUUCUAAUUUUCACCCUCCAUUAUUGUCAAGAAAAAUCUCCGAUGACAACCACCCUCAACCUAAUUUGUGUGUUCAUAAUGGCGAGCUCUACAUUGUUGCUCUAGAAAAAGACAGCGUGAAGAUGGUUAACGUAAUGUUGUCUUUAUAUGAAAAUACUACAAAUGCUUUUCCAGAACCACAUCAAGUUUUGUUUUGCCAUGAAGCCACUCCUUGGGAACAGCUGCAACUUUUUCUCAUCAGAUGCUUCAAUCAAAGCAAGAAUCCAGCCUGUAAUAGUUUAUUCUGUCUAUCCAACGUCGAACAUCUCUCCAAUGAAGUUCAGUUUAACUUGGUGGAUUAUAUAAAAAAGAAAGAAUUUGAAGAUCGUGAGCAAAAUUAUCUACUGGCAAUUAUUUGUAGAUGUGAUGCACAUCAUCAUAUAAUUGAAGAAUUUUCAAAGUUUGUACAUCAUAUCUCUGGCAUGUCGUAUCCUGAAAUUGCUAGUCGAUUCAAAUCCAAAUGGCCGCAUGUGAAGUGUGUAACAUCCACAUUACAAGGACUUGGAAAGACGGAAUACAUUCGUAACGAUGCCCUUGAAAAAAGCAUAAAUGCCGUUUCUUUUCCCAUAAGCGGCCAAGUAAAUGAGAGCAAAAUUAUAGAGCGAUUGAAGAAACUUUCUUUAACCGAUUUCCAGUGUCUCCAUUUUGACAUUGAUAAAGUUGAUGAUCCAGUUUUGUUGGAUGUAUUUUUGUUCCAGUUGAUUGUCAUGGGUAUAGUGUCAUAUGGUACGCAAAUGUACUUUCUUCAUGGUAGUCAUGUUUACAUUGAAAUUUCAAACUGUUUGAAUAACCAAUUGGCGGAGAGCUUGUUGAUUACACGUUGUUUUUCUCGGGUUGAAUUGUCUUGGAAGAAUUACGAUGACUUAAAAGUCAGCAGCAACAUCUUAAGCAACAUUCAGGUCGUAUGUCAAUAUCUUAAUGUGUUUGAGAAAAAUGAAUUGGAUAACACAGAUGUGUUUUAUGCUGGUUCGGACAAGGUAAAACCGUUAUUUGAACAUAGAUGCCGUGAGUUACUUCGCAAACAUUAUGGAACCACCGGCGACAUGACAUUUUCUAUGUUACAUACAUUCUUAGGCUUUCUAGCUGAUCAAUUGCGAAAGUUUUCCAAAAGUACAUUUUUUGAGGUAAAGAAUUUGAAGGAAAUGCUGGAGGAUAAUGCUUCUGGUGUGCGAAAAAAUCUUUUUGAAAUUUUGCUUCAUACCUCCAAAGAUUUUGCUUCAAGAUCUCUGUCAACAUGUGACUCAACCGAAGCCCAAAACACUUCCUCUUUAUCAACUGCUCAGAACAUUGUUCAGAGAAUGAAAGGAAUGAUUCAAUGGGAAGAAAGUAAUCAUCUGUUAAUUGUUUUUCAAAAUAUUGACUCUCAAACAAUUGCUGCAUUCUAUCGUGACAAAUCCAAAGUUCCUUCAAACAUUCGAGAAUUACUUAAAAGUCAAAUAGUUGGUGAAAAAAGUAAAGAGCUUGUCGAUUUCAAAGAGUUGAGUCAUGAGGAUUUACAUAAAAUGCUGGAGAAAAUUGCCUGCACGAGAUCGUCGCAGGGAAAUGUUGCAUCUAAAUUCUCAGGUUAUGCAUUGACGGCAGACAACAUGUUGAAGAUGAUUUUAAUAAUACUUCGUGUUAGAGCUAAGAUUCCGAUCAUUAUCAUGGGUGAAACUGGUUGUGGAAAAACCAGUCUUGUUCAAUAUUUGGCUUCAACUUGUGGUAUUCCAUUCUCGAUCUAUAACUUCCAUGCUGGUCGCACUGACGACGAAAUAAGGGAAUUUGUUGAAAAGGAAAGCGAUAAAGCCCAAAGCGCUACUGGUCAAAGAUGGAUAUUCUUGGAUGAAAUCAAUACGUGCCACCAUCUUGGAUUGAUCAAUGAAAUAAUGUGUCAUCAUACUUUACUUGGGCAUCCAAUUUCCAGAAAACUGAUCUUCAUUGCUGCUUGUAAUCCUUACAAACUACGAUCGCCAGAAAGCUCAUCCACGGCUGGCCUUGAAGGUAAAAAGGUUGAUGAUGAAUAUUCAAAAUUAGUUUAUCGUGUUCAUCCUUUGCCAGAAUCCAUGGUUGAUUACGUUUGGGAUUAUGGGUCAUUGACGCCACAAGAUGAGAAGGUUUACAUAGGAAGAAUGGUGAAUAAAUUUCUUGGAGAAUACCAGCAAGUUUUAACCGAGCUUCUUGCUUUAUCUCAGAAUUUUAUACGACAUGCUGAGAAGAAUCCAUUCUGUGUAAGUUUACGUGAUGUUCGACGUUGCAUUCUUCUUGUGUCGUGGUUUAUUGAUACGUUGAAGACACGAAAAAUGUUAAUGGAAGAAAGAGAAAGAAACGGUAAAUCAACUCCAACUUUUCCAGGUCAUUUGGAAAAAUAUAAAAAUCGUUCUAUGAAGUACGAUAGUUAUCCAGAAAUAAAAAGUAUUGUUCUUGCUCUUGCUCAUUGUUAUAUGUCAAGGUUGUUAACAAAUGACUUGCGCCAAGAAUACAUAAGAAGCCUUAUUCCUUCUCUUGCGUCACGUAACGUAGAUAAAAAAAGUUUUAAAGCCAUAAUACGUAUGGAGCAAGAGGAUUAUCUUUCACGCAUGGAGCUUCCAGAGGGAACUGCAAGAAAUGCAGCUCUUCGUGAAAACGUUUUCGUCAUGUUAGUAUCAAUUCUCAAUCGUAUUCCUGUGUUUGUUGUGGGAAAGCCAGGUUGCAGUAAGUCAUUAGCAAUUCAAUUGAUUAGAAGUAAUCUUCGUGGAAAAGAUUCAAAAGACGCAUUCUUUAAAACGCUACGUCAUCUCUAUGUUGUCUCUUACCAAGGAUCAGAGUCUUCUACAUCUGAAGGUAUUGAAGAAAUUUUUAAAAAGGCCUCAAAUUACAAAGAGCACAACAGUUCUAAUAAUGUAUUACCUGUUGUUUUAUUGGAUGAAGUUGGAUUGGCAGAAAAUUCACCGAACAAUCCUCUGAAAGUUUUGCACAGCAUUCUUGAACCAGGAAAGGGAGAGUUACCAGAUGUUGCAGUUGUCGGUAUUUCCAAUUGGGCUUUAGAUGCAGCAAAAAUGAACCGGGCAAUCCAUUUGUCUCGACCUGAACCUUCCGUAAAAGAUCUCAGUGAAACAGCUAUUUCUCUUUAUCAAGGUGACAAUACAUCAGAAGAUGAUAUUGAUAAAUCUACAGAACAUGUUCUUUGUUGUCUUGCAGAAGCCUAUUACGAAUAUCGGGCCAUUCAGUCACAUUCUAAUUUUCACGGUCUUCGUGACUACUACUCUCUUGUGAAAAGUCUGAGGGGUGAAAAUUGUCGUGACAUGAAAAAUAUCAAUAUUUCACUGAAGCGAAAUUUUGGGGGGAUUCCUAAAGAAUCCAGCGUCGUGAAAGAAGUUUUCAAUGACAGAUUGAAGACUGUAAUUUCAGCCAGCAAAACUGAAAGUUACAUUCCAGUUAGACUACUUAUUGAAGAAAAUCUUAAAGAUCUGAAAGCAAGACAUCUUAUGCUCAUUUCGAAUGGUGAUUCUGCUAUUGGCAUACUAAAACAACAUGUUUCUUACUCUACAAAGGAAACUAUCACAAUUUUUGGCAGCAAUUUUGAAGAAGAUAUAUCCGAUGACUACAACUAUAGAAUUUUAAGUCGAAUCAUACUUUGUAUGGAACGUAAUUGCAUUCUCAUUCUUCGUGAUCUUGAAUGUAUAUAUGGAAGUUUGUACGACAUGUUGAAUCAAAAUUAUUCUGUUGUUGGAGGAAGAAAAAACUGUCGAGUUGCUCUUGGUGCCAACAGCAAUCCCAUGUGCUAUGUAGACGAUGGAUUUCGCUGCAUCGUCCUUAUUGAUCAAGAUCAAGUCGAUUAUUCCGAUCCUCCAUUUUUGAACAGAUUUGAAAAACAACUUCUUCGUUUUUCAGAUAUGUUAAAUGAAACCCAACAGGAAAUUAUGAAAGAAUUGGAGUCUUGGGUUCAGCAAAUGUCGAGUGUGGAAGGUUUCAGAGACAAGUUCAAGGAAGAGGAUGUGUUCAUUGGUUUUAAUGAAGACACGUUGCCAUCAUUGGUUCUGUAUCAUAGUCAUGAUUUUGAAGAGUCAAAGGAAGUCAUCAUAAAGAAGUGCAAAGAUGAUCUUAUGUGGAUUGCAACUCCUGAUGGAGUUUUACGCACGCGUGAAAGUGAUCGAUAUAACAAAGAUCCAGGAGAAAUAAAGAUUUUGUUGAAUGAAUAUUUUGAGAAGCCAAUCCACAACGGACUUGCAUCAUUUAUAUCGCAUAUCGUGAAGCAACAUGUUAAUGAUGCGGAAAGUGAAGCUUGCUCAAUCACUUUAUUGAUGACACAUGCCACAGUGCACACAGAUAUCAGUCGUUGUAUGAACGAAAUGUCGUGUCAACUUGAGCGACUUGGGGCCUACAAGUCUGGUAAGCAACUCGAAGACAGAAUACAUAUUUUUUUUAAAUCUGAGAAAGAGCUUUUAAUCAUUCAAUGCAAACCAGAACUGGACGCAGAACACAUGCUUUUCACUCGAUCAAUUGUCGAAGAAAAACGAAAUGCCUUCACUAAAAAAUUUAUGGAAGCUCAGUCCACCAUGCAAAGAAAACACGUCUGCAUGAUUGUCCACGUGCGUCGAGCAUCUCAUGAAAACACGCCACGAUGGCAGUUAAAUUUCCUUAGUGGAUGGAAGCAAGUUUUCCUUGAUACACUCGAAAUACCAUCAAUUCCGAUGGAUAAAAUAUUUGAUCAAAACGUAGACAAUCUCCUUUCAAACUCCGUUUGGUCAUUUCGAGGAUUCGCUGUUAACUGCAUAUUAUGGUGUUUUAACUGUUUGAAGUAUUCACAAAGUGCAAGGCAGCAAGAACGUGUGCUGAGAUUUGCCAAGAAACUUUUUUUAUCACACAAUGUCAGCAAAACUAUUCGUGAUCUUGUAAUAAAGGAAUGCAGGCACUGUAUUGAACAAUCAUCAAUAACAGACGAGAAUUGGCAAGUGAAAGUUGCUUGUGACGUAGAUCUUCUUUUCAACUCUUGGAAUGUAUCUGCAGCGAUGGAACAAUAUUUGUUGUUUCUUGUACGUCAGCCAUUAGCUAAGUUAGUUUACUUUAUGGAAAGCGAAAAUUCCUGGCCACCUCAUUUACUGAAUGAAAAAGCUUUAGAGUACGAAGCUUUAUGGUGUGACCUCCUUAAGAAUCAAUCAAUUUUUGAUUUCAAAAUGAUUCCGGAAUGCAAAGGAGUCAAUUCAUAUUCUAUCACUGGGUUACGUCAUAAUUUGAAGGUACCGUUUAGUCAAGUGAUCGCUAAAAAAAUACAAGAAACACGAAGUUUUAUUAUGAAAGAGUACGCUAAAGCAUUGGAAAAUGAGGAAAACUACGAGGAAAAUGGUAUUUUGAUGAAAGAAGCUCUGGUAGACGAACUUGAACAAUACUCAAAUGCUCUGCAAAAAGAUGUUCCUUGUAUCAUCCUUUUGUCAGAAUACUUUGCAAGCUCUUAUAUGGCAGACAUGUUUGACAUAACAUCAGCAAAUUUUCAUGACAAGAUAAAUGUCGAGAUAAGGAUACCUGUUAUGUUGUGUGCUUUCUUAUCUUUUACUAAACCUUGGUGUCCUCUUGACGAAAAAGAUCCAACUCAGCUUUAUGCUUUGCUUCAUUUGUUUCUUUGGAUAUCUGGAGAAAAAAUUAACAGGUUUUUGGAGCUUGUCAGUUGCUUUGUUGAUCUGGAUUUUCUCAAAUAUUUUGAGGGAUUGAUGCAAAGUUAUCUUGAUUGCAAUGAAAAAAUUCUUUCUCCUGAUUAUCUCCGUGAUGAUAGGUUCUGUGUAAAUCUCUUUUAUGAAAGCGACAAGAGUUGCAGCAGUAGUGAUGACAGUGACGGAAGUGAUAGCGAAGACUUGUCCAGUGACGAGAAAGACGAUGAAGUUGAUGACGGGAAUGACCAAGAAAAUGAACCGAAUAAGAAAGAAAACUUUGAGGAAUAUUUGGUGACAUCAAUCUGUGAGUACAUGUUUCCUUCGGAAAAGUCAAUACACAAAAAUGGUGGAUUGGAUAACUGGAUGAGAAAUUCCAAGUUGUUGUUGACAUUUUCAUCAAAAGUCUGCAACGUUGCACCUGCUUAUCAUUUCUUGCGUUUGUGUGUAGAUUUUGGAGAAGUUGUUCAGCAAUCUGGAAUUCCAAAGGAAAAACUAUAUAUUUUGAAUGAAGUAGGAACAAAACUCGAUCCUGAAUACCUUGAUGAUAAUGACUCGCUUCUGGUGAUGAAAGAAAAAUUGUUGGAUGAUGUGGAACAUCUUAUGAGAGAUGACGAGAAAAAUCAAAGUAUUUUUCGCAAAUUUAUGUCUCAGUAUUACAGUCGUCACGUUGAAGCUAAGAUGGAAAGAACAUCAUCACGGCCAAUUAUUGAAUACAUUUUUUCUCUGAAUGAUCAAGAUAUAUUGACAAUGAUUCCUGUCCUUUACCGCCUGUUGUACAUUGAAGAGGCUCUUUGUCCUGGGAUAUAUAUUCAUAUCGUUGUUGAGCAAAAAGUCGGAGAAAAUCAGUUUAAUUUAAAAGAUAUCGACAAGAUUUUUAUAGAGCAAACAAAAAGCAAGUCGCUUAGUUACGACUCAUAUCUGGUUGUGAUGAUAUGUGAUUUAAUUCAGUUCAUUCAACGCUUCGACGAAAACUAUUUUAGCAGUGAGAGAGAAUUAAUGAAUUGUUAUCGGUCGGCAACAAGAGCCGUUACUGGUUGUGGGCAUGGUAUUGUAUUUUUGUCAUCCAUUGCCUUUCUUCGAGGUUUCUAUACCAUGUUAUCUAGAAAGCACGAUAUCCUCAGAAUCUUGACGAGCGAAACAAAAUACUCGAUCAUUCUGAGCGAAAUUAAUUCCCUUUUGGAAGGUGAUGAUGAAAGACGGUUAUCCAUUCGAACAUUCUUUUUAAAACGACUUUAUGCAUCUGGCAUGACCAUGUAUGAUCUUAAAAAGUUAUGUUGUGCCAGUAAUAAGCUACCCGUGCUGAAGGAGAUUUUCCACCCCCACUGUAUUUUCGAAAAGAUGAAAUAUACUUUUGCCGUCAGGAUGGAGAAAUACGAAGAAAUAAAGGAAGCGUUGUUGCAGCUUAGACUUGGAAAUGAUGAAAAAAUGGCUGAUGUUGCACAAAAAUGUGAGAACAAUCCCAGUUAUCGCGUCGCACUUUUAGGGAAUAUUAUCAAUGUUUUCUACGUAGAAAGAACAGUGGGUAACUUGAGUGAUGACAACGAAAAGUUGGCAAGAAAAUUAUACAUAAUGAUCGAUAAGUUCCCACUUUUGUUAAAGCAUGUAGUGUCCAGAUUACUUGGCAUUGAAAAUUUCGAACAUCCUGGCUUACAAAUUUCUGCUGAAUCAUCUGUGGAGGAAAUAGAUUUGGCUUUGUUGAUUCUUCAUAUAGUGUGUGUUGUUUAUAGUAGUUUUGAAGUCAGCUUUCCACUGCUUGAGUAUGUCUUGAAACCGGAAAAAAAUCAAUCAACCAGUAUUUUUACGCGUAAAGAAAAUAAACGAGUUUUGGAUCAAUACCGUUAUUGUAAUGAAGGUUUAACAGUUAAUUGCUUGUGUAAGUUUCACUUACAAUAUCGUGGUCGGUUGGAAAAAUGUCCCAAUUGUGGUAAAGAAGUCGACACUAAAGGCUAUGGUGAUUCCCUCAGGACCUAUUUUGACGACUCCAAGAGUAAAGAUUGGGAAACAUGCACUGUGAAUAUGAAGCCAUCUGUCUAUCGAGCGUUACAUUUGAUUGUUAACGCAUGUUUGUAUGGAGGAAUUGCUGCUGGACUAUCUUCAAAUGAGAUGAUAUUCAAAACUCUAUUUCCUGACAAUGAAGACGGAAGUUUAGCAGAUGCCUGUCUUAAUCAGAUAAACGAAGAUCUAAAAUGUUUGCAGACUAUUCUGUCUUGUAAGAGACAAACUGCAAUUGAUGUAAUGCAUUUAGUAGUUGAAGAAUCAACUCCACUGCUUAAAGGAGUUGUUCAAGGUGGAAAUACAUUGAUAAAUAACACAGAAUGUAUGCAGUGGGAAAGCAAGUUCAUUGAAGUAGUGAGCGAAAUCUUCUUUAAAGCCUUUGGAUCAGCAAAACCGCUCAAAGAACUGAAAAUUGAGGCAAAGUUAAAGAUUUCUAAGAUUGAAUAUGAAAUGCAAGAGCUUGACCAAUAUCCGACUAAUUUUGAUGAGCAAAAUAGAAAAUUGAAAAGAUUGUUUCGUAUCACAAGAGAACCGUCCUUUGCAGAAUUGCGAGCAAUGUUUUUCAACUCUUCUAAAGAAUUUAACAAGGAGCAUCCUGUUCUAGCUGUUUUGUUGUCUUGGUUUGACGAGCUUCCUUAUCUUUCAAAUUUGUAUCCACUAUUAAACUGGACACGUUACGUCAUAUCCACAUUGACCAAUCGCAUCAGCAGAAAAGAAGUGGAAAACCGCAGUAUCAGUGAUUUGAUUGAUGGUGUUUUUCAACAGGAAGGAAAUAAAGAGAAAGAAGAACGCAAAACAAUGUUUCAAAACUUUAAAGUCGCUUGGAACAAAAUGCAUAAGAUCGUGAAUCAGCACUUAGAUGAGAAUCAACAAGAAAUGCCUUAUAUUGGGGAAGAUAAGCCCAUUGGCUACUGCCUUUUAGAUGGCGACUUGAGUGUGUAUUUGAAAACAGCAAUAACAAUUCUACAGUCAAUGCAGAACAGCUUUUUAGACUCUAUGAUCGCCACUUCAUUGAGAACGAAACAUCCAGCUGUUAGUUUCCUCACAAAAAGCGAGAACUGCUGUGGUGUGAUGUCAAUAUCACUACAAGAAGUUAAAGAAAAAGAUAUCAUCAAUAUUGAAUGGUCAAACAAAUUCCUGAGGUACACACAGAAUCCAGAGUAUGGUUGUGGAGAAGAUAUUGAUUAUGACUUUGAGCAGAUUGAAAACAUCUUGACUAAUGAAGUGGUCCUUGAAAAACUUUAUCUUACAGAUAUUUCAAGUACAUUCAUAUUUUCCCUUGAACUCUUCCAUUCCAGUGCUAAUGUACUAAUGAAGAUUCGUGAGUUGUGUCCACAAAGUCCAACUCUUCCUGAAGGUAUUGAUCAAGGAAUAGAGACACUUAAAGAACGCAGAAAACAAGAUGCACGUAACUUACUUCAAAACAUCGAGAUUAUCAUAUAUUUACUGCAUUCUGAUCCCAAAUCCACGGAAGAAAUUCAAAAAAUAGAACUUGUUGAAUUCGCUGACACGUUUAAAGAUAAGCUUCCACGUCCGUUCCCAGUUGACUUGUUACCUGAACCCAAGAAAUCCAUUCAUCUUACUCAUAUUGCAGCUCUGUAUGAAGCGUUAGAAGACGUGCUUGCCGAUGGUACCAUCGAAGGUUUACCAAUACAGUUUCGAGCUGAUUUGAAAGUAGACAUAAAGGAAAAAUUAAAUAGUUUAGUCCACCACAGAAAUGGGCCGAUCAAAGCAAAACAGUUUCUUCAAGUGUUACGUCGUUUUGCAUUUCGUUAUCUGUCAGCUGAAAAAUUUCAUCCUGAAGCCAAAACACCUUUACGUAGUUGUCUGCAAGAACCGUCAUUGUGGACACCAGGCGAUGUUCCAGAAGAAAAUGUCAUUCCUAGGGAGUUAGUGUUGGCGAACAUUAAGGCAAUAAUUAAACGUCUACAACAGGAACAAAGUGGACAAACAGGCGGUGUGCAAAAUCUUAGAAAAAGUCAGCCUGCAGCCAAUAAAAGAAAAGGAAACAAACGGUCGAUUGCGACGAAUUUUGAUCUUCGCUAAGUAUCCGGUUGAGAAACAUCGACGGUUUUUUUUAUGUUACAUAACGAUUAACUUUGAUUAUUAGCUAUAAACGUUACAUUACAUUUAUUUUUGCUUAUUUAAUUUUGAAGAGUUCUGUGGCUGUGUAAAACAAAUUUACGCCAUAAAGUUAAGUUUAUCUUGCUCAACUCUUUGUAAUAACUAGAAUUUAGGCAAAAAUUACGACUGCCACAGAAAGAUACUCUUCAUUACAAAAAAUGAAGAGUAUUUUGGUAAAACACAAGACAAUAACUUUAACCCUUAAGAAAUGAUAGCUUUUUAGCUUUUCAUGUUAGCUUUUCUACUGAUGAUGACAUGUAACACUUGUCGAAACGUUUAGAUUAAAUAAUGUUUACUAAA